AUGGCUCUCGCCGUUGUAACAUCGGCGAGAAAACUGCGUCCCUACUUCCAGUCGCACACAAUCGAAGUAUUGACAAAUCAACCAUUGCGAACGGUAAUGCAGAAUACAAAUCAAUCCGGACGUUUAUCGAAGUGGACUAUCGAACUCAGCGAGCACGACAUUGUCUUCAAGAAUCGAACAGCUGCGAAAUCUCAAGUCCUCGCAGACUUUCUCAUCGAGCUCGCACCAGAGCUCGAGCAAGAUCUAAUCCUCCCGAGUCAAAAUUGGAUACUCCACGUCGACGGGUCGUCGACAAACAAAGGAUCAGGAGCAGGAGUGCAGCUGCAAUCCCCGACAGGAGAACUGAUCAGACAGUCGUUCAGCUUCGGCUUCGCCGCUUUAAACAAUGAAGCAGAGUACGAGUCGUUGAUCGCAGGGCUAAGACUCGCCAAGGCAGUCAAGAUUUCGAAUUCUUCAAACUCACCAAAGUUCCCGAGAAAUGGAUUGCACGAUGACUCAAGACGCGGAGUGCCCACUAUGUCGUCCUCGACGGAGAACUCCACCGAUGGACCGCAACCAAGGUACUUCUGA
Molecule: messenger RNA, 570 nt
Organism: Brassica oleracea var. oleracea
Lineage: Eukaryota; Viridiplantae; Streptophyta; Magnoliopsida; Brassicales; Brassicaceae
Exons: 2
Coding region: 1-570 (189 amino acids)
Molecular function (GO): nucleic acid binding
Source: RefSeq, a predicted model, not a curated record